Molecule: messenger RNA, 870 nt
Organism: Yarrowia lipolytica CLIB122
Lineage: Eukaryota; Fungi; Ascomycota; Dipodascomycetes; Dipodascales
Biological process (GO): interstrand cross-link repair; recombinational repair
Cellular component (GO): mitochondrial chromosome; mitochondrial nucleoid
Molecular function (GO): single-stranded DNA binding
Source: RefSeq, a predicted model, not a curated record
AUGAGACCUACAGUAGCGCUAGUGGUUGCGCGCGGCGUUCGAGCCAUGGGUUACCGAACUGCUGCGGCUGCUACCAAACCCGCUGCGGCUUCCGCCACUUCGGCUCCUGCUACUCCUGCUAAAAAGCCUGCUGCCUCCUCGUACUGGCGAAAAGCUGCCUCUGCUGCUUCCACCGCCUCUGUGAGCAACGCCACCAAGAAGACUCCUGUUGCUGCUUCAUCUCCUGCCGCUGAGCCUAUCGAAGCCGACGAUAUGCCCCAGGUCGACACGUCUACAGUUGACCAAGCACCCACCUUCCAGUAUCCUGAGGGAGCCCAAUCAAACGUCUUCCAGCAUAUGAACCAGCGAGAAAUCGACUGGGAACAGUCUUUCCAGGGUCUGGGCUCCCAAGCCUUCUCUAAGGAGGCCGCCCAGGUUCUCCAGGCUCCUCUCACAGUCGAAGACAUCGAAAUCACCCCUGACGGACUGCUGUACCUGCCGGAAAUCAAAUACCGACGUGUUUUGAAUGCGGCGUUCGGACCUGGAGGAUGGGGUCUGGCCCCCCGAAGUGACACCGUUGUCACUGACAAGAUUGUGACGCGUGAAUACGGUCUCAUCUGCGAGGGGAGACUUGUGUCUGUGGCUCGAGGAGAACAGACCUACUUUAACGAAGACGGCGUUCCUACUGCCUCUGAAGGAUGCAAAUCCAACGCCAUGAUGCGAUGCUGCAAGGACCUGGGCGUGGCUUCUGAGCUGUGGGAGCCCAAGUUCAUCCGAAAGUUCAAGGCCCAGCAUUGCGAGGAGGUGUGGGGAACACAUGUUGUCAACAAGCGAAAGAAGAAGCUGUGGAAGCUCAAGGGAGAGACCCUAGCCUACCCUUACCAGGAGUAG